AUGGGCGGUGUCGACGUCCACGAACAGCUUCGUAUGCAGCGCUACAGUGUACAGCUGUGCUACAAAACGCGCAAGUACUAUAAGACGCUGUUUCUGGGGCUUCUAGAUAUGGCGCUCGUGAACGCAUUUAUCGGGUACCGCUACAACAAGAAGGUGAACAACAAGCGGCCACCGAAGCACUACGCCUUUUUUGAAGAGCUGAUGGAGCAGCUCCUGGCCGUGGACUCCGACAUUGUUUUCACAGAGAUUGAGGUAAGAUAUACGUCGGGGCAAGAUGGAGCAGUUCAUGACGGCCAUUAUCUUGGGGAGAAUUCUGAUACUGUCGACGGGGAGCGGGGAGUCAAACGGCGUCAGCGCUCGUGCAAGGUGUGCGCCGUGUUCAAGGCCAAGCCGCGAAAGUUUACGAAGUACUUUUGCCCGGAGUGCUCCGCGGGCAACAAACGCAAGUACUUGUGUAAUGUAGUCCGCGAAGGAAGAGCGAAGACGUGCUUCCAGAUCUGGCACGCAGAUAGGGACAACGGAAACGACAUCCCGCGCCAUCUACUUCAAGAGCACAAGGAUCGCGACCGCCCCCCACCUUCGCGCCCACGAAAGAAGCGACGCCGCGUCAGUCAAGCGCAGGGAGCGGUGGUGAGCCAAGCUGACGCUGUCUCGGAGGUGGAGGAGGAAGCUGGAGGAAGCAAGAAUGCUGAUAGUGCGGGGGAAGGCAUGGCUGACGACGAGUUGUAG
Messenger RNA from Phytophthora sojae, 729 nucleotides. RefSeq lists its product as hypothetical. The record is from RefSeq and is a predicted model, not a curated record. The transcript has 3 exons. NCBI's taxonomy places the organism in Eukaryota, Oomycota, Peronosporomycetes, Peronosporales, Peronosporaceae. The coding region runs from base 1 to 729 and encodes 242 amino acids.